CUGGACCAGAUCACCGCGGACCUGCGGCCCGAGCAGGCGGCGCGGCUGCUGCACCAGGAGCCCGACCCGGACCUGCCCGGCAGCGCCCGCUUCUACUGCCUGCACUGCGCGCGCUACUUCGUGGACCUGAGCAGCAUGACGGAGCAUUUCCGGUCCAAAGUUCACAAGAGAAGGCUGAAGGAGCUACGUGAGGAGCCGUAUACCCAGGAAGAAGCAGAGAGGGCAGCUGGGAUGGGUUCCUACAUCCCUCCGAAGAAGAUCGAAGUACAGACUCAGCCACUUGAGAUGGAAGAAUCCAGCUGAGUUCAGUGGACGUAAUGGGACGGAGGCUGCUCUCUGAUGUGUUGGAUAGUGCCCUUGAUGAGAUGCUGCCACAGAAUGGGGCUUUGUCCUGACUUAGGCAAGUGCUUCUAAAAACCAAGCCUUACCCCGACUCCCAUAGCAAUUGGCUUCGGUGUUCCCUCUAAGAAAUGAAUGAGGGGAGAGCUGGCUGCGGGAGUGCUUUGACCAGACACUUGGGCAUUGUGUUCCUCUUGGCAGAGCUGCACGUAGAGGGCAGCCUGAGGUCUGGGAAAAGGGGCAGUUGCUUCUUGCUGUGAUAUCGACCUGAUUGUUAUGUAUCUGGUGUUUUUAAAGCAGUGGGGGGCAGAAUGGCUCUUGGCUCAGAGUUUGAGCUCUGUAAUUGCCCAUCCAAUUAUUCAAAUAAACUGUUUGGCGACCGCUAA
Molecule: messenger RNA, 725 nt
Organism: Alligator sinensis (Chinese alligator)
Lineage: Eukaryota; Metazoa; Chordata; Crocodylia; Alligatoridae
Gene: ZNF593
Product: zinc finger protein 593
Exons: 3
Molecular function (GO): nucleic acid binding; zinc ion binding
Source: RefSeq, a predicted model, not a curated record